Molecule: messenger RNA, 3033 nt
Organism: Dromiciops gliroides (monito del monte)
Lineage: Eukaryota; Metazoa; Chordata; Mammalia; Microbiotheria; Microbiotheriidae
Gene: ECM2
Product: extracellular matrix protein 2
Exons: 11
Coding region: 229-2229 (666 amino acids)
Biological process (GO): positive regulation of cell-substrate adhesion; extracellular matrix organization
Cellular component (GO): extracellular matrix
Molecular function (GO): collagen V binding; heparin binding; protein binding
Source: RefSeq, a predicted model, not a curated record
UUCCUACUGUUCUCCUCUUUGUUUUUUAGAGAGCCGUCUGAUUUUGUUUCACUUUCAACUGGAGACUAAAUGACACCAGGCAGAAUCUCCUUAAGUUAGUUUUGCAGUGGUAGGAAAUCUCAGAAGAUGAUUCCACUAUGGAAGUGAACCCAGUUACAAAGAAGAGAAGUCAACGAGUCCACGUUUGGCCAAUGCCUACGAUGUGCCAGAAACGGGUGAAAGCAAAGCAUGAAGUUGGCCAGUGGGAUCGGUUUUCUGCUCAUUAGUCUGUACGCCGACUUGGCUCAGAAUGCGACAACUGGAAAUAUCAGAAGGCCAAAACAGAGUGAGGGACACAGUGUGGUGGGGAAGAGCCCCGCCCUCCACCGCAGACCAGGGCGGCAAAUUGAGCCCAGGGGACGAGCCUCGCCGGCCGUUCCUCUUGGGGAUGUCGAUGACAGCACCUUUGACAUGGUUGUCCCCGUAGUGAGCUAUCCGGGAGAAGAGUCGAGCUACAGGGUCUUACCAGGGAAGAAGGGCCACUGCUUCUUCAAUGGGAUGAUGAUGUACAACACAGCCGUGUGGUCUCCUGAGCCUUGCGUCACCUGCCUCUGCUCCAGUGGGAGAGUGAUCUGUGACGAGGCCACGUGUCCACUUCGGCAGUGCCCACACACCUUUACGCCCGAAGGCGAAUGCUGCCCCGUCUGCUCCGAUACCGCCCAAAGCGAACACCCAGAUCCACAGCAAAAGACAUCUUCACAGCCACCGGUGGGAAUGGAUCGGCGCCUGAGCAGGGAGGAGCAAGAGUCUGAGGAAGAAGAGUCUGGGGAAAAAGAUGGAGAGAAGGGAGCGAAGAAGAGAGACAAGAAGGGGAGACACCGCCAGAGUCAUUCUGAGAAGGGAAUACCAGAAAAAGACAAAAGGCGAUCGGAAGAGACAGAGGACUGCUGGACGGAAGAGAGAAAGACAACGGGGCGGAAAGGGGCCAAAGAGGUGCAGCGAGGUCUGGACCAAGAAAGUGAAGAGGAGGAAGAGGAAGAGGAAGAUGCAGAAGAGGGCUGCUUCCCAGCGCCGGCUCCUGGGGCACAGGCCCCCCCACUGCCAAGUACGUGCUUUGUCUCGGACCAUCAAAUAAGCUGCAUCGAUGCCAAGCUUACCAAAAUACCCAACAUCGCAGACCCAGAAUUAAUGAGCUUGGAGCUUAUCGGGAAUUCCAUCAGCUGCAUCCCCGACAAAGCAUUCCAUGGGACACCUAACUUGGAAAGGCUCGACCUCCGAAAAAACACAAUCACCUCUUCUGGGAUUGGUCCCAAUGCGUUCAAGGCCCUGAAGAAGUUAACCCACCUGUAUCUGGAUGGUAAUCAACUGGUCCAGCUGCCCCCUGCGCUGCCCUCUCCACUACAGGAACUGAAGAUCAACGAGAACCACCUCCAGUCUAUUGAUGAAGACAGCCUCGCAGAAUUGCAGCACCUCGUCACCCUGGAACUGGAAGGUAACCAGCUGAGCGAGGCCAACGUCAGCCCCUCGGCCUUCGCCCCUCUCCAGAGGCUGUCUUACUUGCGCCUGGGAAGAAACCACUUCCGGAUCAUCCCCCAGGGCCUGCCCGCAUCCCUCGAGGAAUUACAUCUGGAAAAUAACCAAAUUGAAGAAAUCAAAGAAACUUCUUUUAACCACACCAGAAACAUCAACGUCAUUGUACUGCGCCAUAAUAAAAUAGAAGAAAACAGGAUCGAUCCCUUGACGUGGAUCCAUCACGAAAACCUGGAAUCCAUUGAUCUUUCUUACAACAAGCUCUACCAUGUUCCCUCCUACCUACCCAAGUCCUUAGUGCACCUGGUAUUGGUUGGGAAUCAGAUUGAGCGAAUUCCUGGGUACGUGUUUGGCCACAUGAGGCCCGGACUGGAAUAUUUAUACCUUUCAUUCAACCGGCUGAACGAUGGCGGCAUCCACCCUGUGUCCUUCUAUGGGGCGUAUCACUCUUUGAGAGAGAUCUUUUUGGAUUACAAUGAGUUAAAAUCCAUACCGUGUGGGAUAUCACGCAUGACGUCGCUGCGCCUUCUGAGACUUAACAACAACAAGAUCCGGCGCCUUCGUCAGGAGCGAGUCUGUGGGGCUACGGACAGAGACUCCCCUUUGGAGCACCUGCAUCUCGAAAACAAUUAUAUCAAGUCGAGAGCCAUCUCACCCUAUGCAUUCCCAUGCAUUCGAUCCCAUGCAAGCGUCAUCCUGGGGCCACAGAAGGUCAGAUAGGUUGGUGACCCCACUUGGUGCUGGGUCUGCACACGGCUCCCAGGAUGCACCCUAAAGAUAGUAGAUCCUGCCUGCUUUUCCACAUGCUUCUCUGGCCCGCAGACCAGGGGCCUGUUUGUCUCCCAGUUAUGGGACCUGGCCCCGGGGGCCACAUUCCACAACCCUGAAUUACAGAGGAGUUGUUAACCUGCACAGGUGGAGGGAGUUCCUGCUCUGGGAGUUCCCCACAUUAAGUCCUGGGUCUAGAAUGUAUAAAAACAGCUCAGUUGAUGCCAGACCUGAUGUGUUCAGUAAAUGUUGGAGCUGGAUAAGAUCCUUUUGAAAUGCCUAAAGACCAGUGAAGGGCAGAGGGCUGAGUCAACAAGAUGCAGGUUCAAGUCCAGGGCCCCAGGGAACACCGGAGGGACUGAUGCACACUGGAUCAUCCACAGUGGGCCUGGCCUUUUGAGAGCACAGACCUUGCUCCCCUCCAAGUCCCAAGCAGCACCGUGGCUCAGUGACCAGGCUCUGUGGGACCAUUCUCAUCUAUCCGGUGACAUCACUUCAUGAGCCACACAUGGUGGCCACCGGCGAGGGGACCCUAAACCUCACGGCUGGUCUGGAGCCAGUGAAAGUGCUCAUGUCCCCCGGGUCCCUGUGGAAAGGACAAGACCCAAGAACCCCAAGCAGGUCAGGCAUUACCUCAAGGACCAGACUAACGACAGGAAACAGGCCGGCUUGUUGGCUGUCCCCCAAGAAAUAUAAACAAGACUGUGACACAGACAUGUUCUCCCACUUUUCCCCAUUAACAAAUGCAUCCGUUUA